Camelina sativa (false flax) is the source of this 3426-nucleotide messenger RNA. NCBI's taxonomy places the organism in Eukaryota, Viridiplantae, Streptophyta, Magnoliopsida, Brassicales, Brassicaceae. The record is from RefSeq and is a predicted model, not a curated record.
AUGACAGAAACAGAGAAGAUUACGACUAGUGAAGGGAAAGGUAAGAAGAUUGUGAGGGUGUCUGAAAUCUCAACAUCCUCGCCUCUUUACUUGCAUCCGUCCGAAGGACCUGGUAGCUUGAUUACCAUGGUGCAAUUGAAAGGGGAUAACUAUGAAGAUUGGUCUAAGCAUGUGCGGAAUGCCUUGCGUACUAAACGAAAGUUGGGUUUUAUCGAUGGGACUUUGGAGAAACCGGUUGUGGCUGAAGAAAUUGAGCAGUGGGAGGUUGUUAAUUCAAUGAUAGUGGCAUGGCUGAUGAAUACGGUCGAGCCGACGUUGAGAACGAUGAUUUCGAUUGUGCAUGAUUCACACAUAUUAUGGGAAGACUUGAGGUUGCAGUUCUCGGUUGGGAAUGGACCGAGAAAGAUAUGGGAUGAUCUAGCGGUUUACAAGCCUUUGAAGUCGUGUUCGUGUGGUGAGCUUGCUGCACAACUUGAACAAGAAAGAGAUGAAGAACGCACACGUCAAUUUUUGAUGGGCUUAGAUGAUCGAGUGGUGCGAGAUGAAAGGCAACAAGGUAUCACUCGCAACAAGGAAGAUCGUGUAGAUGCGGUUGGCUUCGCUGUUCAAAGUGGGAACAAAGGCAAAACAGGGGAGUUUCAAUACCGUGAAAAGGAUGUUACAUGUACACAUUGCGGUAAAUACGGUCAUGCUAUCUCCGACUGUUUUCAGAUCAAAGAAUAUCCAGACUGGUGGGAUGAACGUGGUAGAAACUAUGGAGAAGGAAGAGGAGAUGGAAACAGAGGAGGUCGAGGACUUUUUGGGCGAGGGGGAGGAAUGGUUGGAAGCUUUGGUCGAGGGAGAGGUUCGCAUCUCGCUCGCGCGAACGUGGCUCAGACUCAUCUUGCGGAGGUUGGGACCGCAAAUUCAGCACUCGCUCAGCCUAUUGCGAACUCGGCAGCAACUGCUCGUAAAGAGCUCGAUCGAGCUUCUCUCCCACAACUUAAUGACGAGCAGAUUACAUUUUUGAUCCGUUUUCUGAAUCAACAGAAAACAGCACCUUCUGCAUCCAAACUUUCUGGUAAGACGGAUAUGAUCAUAGACUCUGGUGCGUCACACCAUAUGACUUUGAAUAUUGAUCUUUUGAGUGAUGUUCAAACGAUAUUGCCAUGUGCUAUUCGUCUUCCCGGUGGGGAUCGAGCUAUGGCUGAAAAACAGGGGUGGAUGUGUUUAGGUGGCGACAUACGGUUGAAUGGAGUUUUGUAUUCUCCAGAUUUGACGUGUUCUCUUAUUUCUGUUGCCAAAUUACUUAAAACAACUAAAGUUUCCGUUACUUUUACUGAGGAAGUGUGUGUUUUGCAGGACCGUACUUUGAAGAUAAUUGGUGCGGGUGAAGAGUGUGAUGGGGUCUACAAGUUCAGAGGGAUUCUUGGCGGACAAGCAAACAAAACAACAAGCAGUGAUCAACGUGAGUUGUGGCAUAGACGUCUUGGACAUCCUUCUGAUCGUGUUUUGUCUUAUUUAUCUAGUAUUUGUGGUGUUGGGAAAACUGUUGACACCGACGGGGCUUUUUUGCCGGUGAAAUUUUGGGGAGAAUGUGUGCUUUCUGCAAGUCAUCUUAUCAACAGAACUCCCACAUCGUUAUUGCAGGGUAAAACUUCUUAUGAGAUGUUAUAUGGCAAGCCACCCUCAUUUGACAGUUUGAAGGUGUUUGGAUGUUUGGCUUAUGCACCCAAGCUUUCUCGGGAUAAGGAUAAAUUUGGGGAAAGGAGUCGCAAAUGUGUCUUCUUGGGCUAUCCGUAUGGGAAAAAAGGCUGGACUAUGUAUGAUUUAGAGAAGAAUGAUUUUUUUGUUUCUCGUGAUGUGCAGUUUCAUGAGAUGGUGAUUCCUUUUGCCAUAAUGUCUACUACCGUAAGUGACAUUGUCCCAUAUCUUUCAGCUCCGUUGUUGCUUUCUGAUGAUGAUUUCCGACCAACACCACAGGAGUUAGUGGAAGCAGGGGAACGAGUGUCGCUUACUGGUGUCAACUCAUUGCCCUCCGUUAAACAUAGCGACGGUUCUCCCCGUACCGUGCCUGACGACAGGGGGAGCGUUGAUGCUGCGACUCCGGUUUUGACACAAGAACAGGUUGCUGAACCACAGAUUGAACAGCUUGGACGGGGUCAUAGACAGAAAAUGCCAUCCAAGCGUUUGCAGGGAUAUGAGGUUUCAUAUCAUUCACUGACCAACGACCUUGCCCCAUCACCCUCUUCUGUCCCCGCCACAUCUUCUAGCUCAGCCGCUAUCUCGGCUGAAAUCGAACCUGAUACAUAUGAAGAGGCAAUGCAACUCCAAGUGUGGAGAGAUGCUGUUAAGUUUGAGGUUGAUGCUUUAGAGGACCAACAUACAUGGGAUGUCGGAGACUUACCGCCGGGAAAAACAGCUAUUGGUUGCCGCUUUGUAUUUAAAAUUAAAUACAAUUCGGAUGGUACAAUUGAGCGUCAUAAAGCCCGUUUGGUGGUUAUGGGAAAUCAACAAAAAGAAGGGAAUGAUUAUAAAGAGACUUUUGCACCAGUUGUCAAGUUAACCACCGUAAGAAUGGUUCUCAAAGUAGCUGCUGUUAAGAACUGGAUUGUGCAUCAGAUGGACGUUCAUAAUGCUUUUCUCCAUGGGGAUUUAGAAGAAGAAGUUUACAUGAAACUUCCACCAGGUUUCAAAGCCUCGGGUCCAAAUCAAGUUUGUAAGCUUCGCAAGUCGCUAUACGGUUUGAAGCAGGCACCUCGGUGCUGGUUCUCCAAGCUUACCAAUGCUCUACUUGCAUACGGUUUUUCACAGUCUUAUGCGGAUUACUCACUGUUUGCUCUAACACGCGGGAAGAUGUGUCUUUAUGUGAUUGUAUAUGUCGAUGAUCUUCUUAUCGGUGGCAAUGACGCAGACGCCAUUUGCCGUUUUAAGGGGUAUCUUAAUCAAUGCUUUCAUAUAAAAGAUUUGGGUUCUCUUAAGUAUUUUUUGGGGGUUGAAGUGGCUCGGUCAUCUAAGAGCAUUUACUUGUCUCAGUGGAAAUAUGUAUUGGACAUCAUCAAUGAAUGUGGUUUGUUAGGUGGGAGACCUACGGUUGGUGUAUCUGACAAUUACUCGGCCAGAGCUCAUGUACACGGUCCAUGUGCUUUCUCGGUUCUUGCACCAACCUCGGCUGCGCUGCGUGUUGUUCGUUACCUCAAGAACAAUCCCAGUCAAGGGAUUUUAUACACUGCAAUGACUAAGAAACAGAGUGUUGUGUCUCAAUCUUCUGCAGAAGCCGAGUACAGGGCUAUGGCUUUCACGGCUCCCGAGCUCACUUGGAUACGUGGUCUACUUGCUGAUUUCGGUGUAUCUUCGAGAGAACCUUUUAGCCUCUAUUGUGACAACAAAGCUGCUCUUCAUAUUGCGGCUAAUCCUAUCUUUCAUGAGCGAACAAAAACACAUUGA